Plasmodium vivax (malaria parasite P. vivax) is the source of this 1166-nucleotide messenger RNA. RefSeq lists its product as hypothetical. NCBI's taxonomy places the organism in Eukaryota, Apicomplexa, Aconoidasida, Haemosporida, Plasmodiidae. The coding region runs from base 582 to 1166 and encodes 194 amino acids. The record is from RefSeq and is a predicted model, not a curated record. The transcript has 2 exons.
CUCACUUCCUCCCUUUUAUGAGCAAAAUUAACCACAAAGUGCAAUUUGAAGAUAACUCGUUUGGAAAAAUUGCAUGCCUCUAUUUGUACGUUGCCGUUUGUUUCUCAUUGGGAGUGCCUCCCCGUUUUUUGUUUGUUCCAUCUGCUGUUCCUUCAUCUGCCGCGUUGCCUUGCCCACCCCUUUUUUUUUCCGUUGCAACUGUAAGUGCUGCGUGCAGAUCUACUUUGCGGCACUGCUCGUCGCGGAUGACGCGUUUGGCCGACGCGUUUGACUGACGCGUUCGGUUAGGCGCCCUUCAGGUGUAUGUCCGUUGGUGCACAUCCCCCCGUGAGCGCCUUUCCACUUGUAUGCCCCACUUAGAACAACGGGUUUGCCCACCCAUCCCCACGCACCCGCGCAGCAGCUCCACCCCACGGCAAGCACACGAGGGGCGUGUAGCAAAACGAGCUGGCGCAGAGCGGAAAGAAACGACAAGGGGAACCCCAAGAGAGGCCACAAGGGGAACCGCAAAAGAGACCACAAGGGGAACCCCACAAGUGACACCAAGCUGACCCCACCGCGCAAGCACCCCCACUGGCAAAAUGAAAAAGGACAAAACGAAGGAGGAGCUAAAGGAAAGCUACGAAAAUUACCUGAGCUUCAACGAAGAUGCGAAGAAAUGGUUUUACAGUAAAAUUGAAAAAAAUAAAAUGAUGCACAUACAAGAAAAAUACGACUCCUUCCUCAAGUCCUACGAAAACAAAAAGAAACAUGUCACGGAAAAAUAUAACUUAAAAAAAUACUUAACCAUAAUUCAUAAUUUGCUGCUAUUAUGCUUCAUCACUUUUGACAUUUUUUUUAACUUCCUCAAAGUGUGUGCAAAAAAUGGGAAGCGCUUUUUACACAACCCUCUCCUGUACAUACACAACGCCAAAAUGGUUGUAAAAAAAAAUAUUUCCUAUGGACUGAAGCUGAUGAAGGCAUAUAAGAACCUGCUCUGCGCCGCUGCUCUAUUUUUGUUGAGGGAGAAGAAGAAAAUCGCCAAGGAAAUCCAAAACGUCCUUCUCUUCCUCUUCCAGCUUUUGAAUUUUUACCUUUUCAAGUCGCUCGAGGCCAUGUACCAGUAUUUUUACUUCAGGUACUGCGACAUUUUCAGGGCCACCAAGUUUUUUAAGGUUUUCGCGUGA